CUUCCCACGAAGCCAAAGCAAUUUCCACCGCGUAUAUUCAAACUUUUCUUUUUUCAUUCCAGUUGUAAAUUAUAACUGCUGAAUACAACUCACUAGUUCGACACAUUAAUAAACAAGGCAGAAAUCAAAUAUUAAGGAAUAAGUGUUGUGGAAUUGAAGAAAACAAACUUUGGCAAGAGGUAUGUUUUUGUCACUCAAUUGUUUUUUUGUGUAAUCAAGAAAUUGGCCGAUUAUAACAACAUGGAUACACGUGUAUUAUAUAUUUACGUUCUCAGUUGCUUUAUUUAUACUGGAUAAAAAAUAUUUCUACUGGAUAACUCUAUCAGUUCUAAACUGUUCUCCCUAGAAGUCCAAUAAGAAUCAUCUCUUAUUGAUCCAGUGUUACUACAGGAGGAAACCUAAACUAAACUAACUCAGUUAUUUAUACUGGAUAACUCUAUCAGUUCUAAACUGUUCUUCCUAGAGGUCCAAUAAGGAUCAUCUCUUACUGAUCCAUGCAGUGUUACUACAGGAGGAAACCUAAACUAAACUAACUUUAUUUAUACUGGAUAGUUCUAUCAGUUCUAAACUGUUCUUCCUAGAGGUCCAGUAAGGAUCAUCUCUUAUUGAUCCAGUGUUACUACAGAGGAAACCAAAACUAAACCAACUUUAUUUAUACUGGAUAGCUCUAUCAGUUCUAAACAGGUCGGAUCGGACUAUAGGACCCUUUCAGUCUAAGUUCAAUCACGUCAACUGAAUUGUUUAAAUUCUCGGUGCGGAGAUAUAACCGCAUAAAUGAUUUUUCAGUUGUUAACUGUGGGACCCCUGGGUUCACUAUUGAAAGUUAAUGUAGGCAUCAUAAUGUGAAACCGUUAACACUAGGGCUAGAAUCCCGGCUAGAAUGUCGAGAAUGGAUUAUAGUCGCUUCAUGCAGCUUCAAUCAAUGCUGGUUUACUCUGCAAGACACCUACGUUUUCUUCGGGUACUCUGUCACCCUGUGGUGAUUUUGGAACAAAUAUGAGAUAAUUCUUGGAGUUUAAUUAAGUCUGAUAGGAAGAACAGUUUAGAACUGAUAGAGCUAUUCAGUAUAAAUAAAGUUAAUUUAGUUUAGGUUUCCUCCUGUAGUAACACUGGAUCAAUAAGAGAUGAUCCUUACUGGACCUCUAGGAAGAACAGUUUAGAACUGAUAGAGCUAUCCAGUAUAAAUAAAGUUAGUUUAGUUUAGGUUUCCUCCUGUAGUAACACUGGAUGAAUAAGAGAUGAUACUUACUGGACCUCUAGGAAGAACAGUUUAGGACUGAUAGAGCCAUCCAGUAUAAAUAAAGUUAGUUUAGUUUAGGUUUCCUCCUGUAGCAACACUGGAUCAAUAAGAGAUGAUCCUUACUGGAUCUCUAGGAAGAACAGUUUAGAACUGAUAGAGCUAUCCAGUAUAAAUAAAGUUAGUUUAGUUUAGGUUUCCUCCUGUAGCAACACUGGAUCAAUAAGAGAUGAUCCUUACUGGACCUCUAGGAAGAACAGUUUAGAACUGAUAGAGCCAUCCAGUAUAAAUAAAGUUAGUUUAGUUUAGGUUUCCUCCUGUAGCAACACUGGAUCAAUAAGAGAUGAUCCUUACUGGACCUCUAGGAAGAACAGUUUAGGACUGAUAGAGCCAUCCAGUAUAAAUAAAGUUAGUUUAGUUUAGGUUUCCUCCUGUAGCAACACUGGAUCAAUAAGAGAUGAUCCUUACUGGACCUCUAGGAAGAACAGUUUAGGACUGAUAGAGCCAUCCAGUAUAAAUAAAGUUAGUUUAGUUUAGGUUUCCUCCUGUAGUAACACUGGAUCAAUAAGAGAUGAUCCUUAUAUAUACUGGACCUCUAAGAUGCAGCUGGACCUCCUAGUUGCAAUCUUUUCUAAAAAGGUAAAUUCUGGAAAAAAUUUAAAUAUUUCAAGUAAUUUACCUCCAGAUUGCAGAUAAGCUGUUUGAAAGCGUUUUAAAAGAUAUGAACUAUUGAACCUUAAAUAAAUUACUCGUAUUCUUAAAUAAUUCUAAUUUUAUUCUGUGUAUCAGUAUUGCUGGCUCUCUUUCAAUAAAAUUUGUUUGUUUGUAGAGGUAUUGGCUGUAAUUUUAUUGUAAAAAAUCGAUAAAAUUAAACCUUGCACGUUGGAACGAAGUCACGAAAUAUAUUUAUUGGAUUGUAAUUGAUGCUUCUCAUGACCAAAAUGAAAGAUAAUCGCGCCCAGACUAAUUAGUCGCCAUUUUGCCGUAAUUUUGCAAGCGCUUAUAACUAGGUCCUUUUAGUCUGAAUGCCUUAAGUUUGAACGCCUAAUUACUGGAGAUUUGCCCGUGGAAUUAUGUACGGGAUAAAAUCAUGAAUACUUUGAAAAAUAUUCCCAGCUUUUGGUAAACUGCAGGAAUUUGUGGAAUUUGCAAAAUGAAUGAAACAAAAUUUGGGUCGAUGGUAUAGUCAUGGUAGAGUUCAAUUAUUUUUUGUUUUCAAGUGGUUUUAAGCCCACUACCACAAAGAGAGAGAAAUUCUAUCACCAUCAUUCCUACCAAAUGAAAAACGAAAAAAAACCCUGCAAAUAUAUAUCUGGAAUUUUUCUCUAUAAAAAAGUAUUUGGUGCAUCGUAACAAUAAUUUGCCUGUAUAAAGCCUGCUUUAUAUACUGUCAAAAUUUCCAGCAGGAAUUUUGCACAGGUAAAUUCUUAGUAAGUUUUGAACGAGAUUUGUAAGAAAUGUUUUAGCGAACUCACUCGGCGUUUAACACCAAGUCAAGACAUUUCUAAGAAAUCCUUAAUCAAUUUACCAAUACAAAAUUUUUACUGCAUACCAUGAUUAUUAAUUAGCUUAAGUUUUUGGUUUACGAAACACAAACAGUGCUCAAUACCAUAUAGAUAGAGCGUAAUAUAGUUUUUCGUUUUACCUCAAAAAACCACAACAGAUUGUUUCGCUUAUAAGGCUAAGCACUGUUUCGCCUAAACAUUAAUUGUUUCGCCCGAGCAUUGUUUCGCCUAUAUAUGCAUUCCGCGCAUUCUUUCGAUAUAGCAUAAAAGCAACCUAUAUUUUCGAAAUUACUCACCGCCUGACGAUUCCUGUACGGAUGAAACGGACUGUUGUGGUUUUUUGAGGUAAAACGAAAAACUAUAUAAAACAAUUAUAUAAAAUAAAAAUUAAAAACAUACUCUAACUUGCUUCAAUUUGCCUAACACAUACUUUUGCCCCAAGCUGUUGAUCUCUUGAGUAAUAGUAGUAUUAAUAUACUCCCUUGGCAAUGUUCAGCCUACUUAUAUUUCUUAAAAUAAGUUUGAAUUUUGUACGGCUGUGUUGACGAUGUCCGUGAAUUGUACAAAGAUUGGCACAUGGGCCAGCGCCAGCUGGGCGCCGUUCGAUUUAUAUCUUUACUAAGAAUUGAUAUGGGCAGAAUAUAUAUUGAUAUUCUGCAAGAUGCACGUGUCAGUUGAACAUACACACGCACAUAUAUAUAUAUAUAUAUAUAUAUAUAUAUAUAUAUAUAUAUAUAUAUAUAUAUAUAUAUAUAUAUAUAUAUAUAUAUAUAUAUAUAUAUAUAUAUAUAUAUAUAUAUAUAUCGAAAAUAAUUAAUGAUGAAAAUAAUUCCAUGAAAUGGUGCAUGGCUAUAGUUUUUCAUAUAUAAAAAUUUCAACGAGGGAUCAAUUUCAUAGUAUGAAAUUACUUUUUCAUAUUUAAAAUAUAAAUAAUUUCAUAUGUGAAAUCAAAAGUAGCUACUUUUUCAUAUAUGAAAUAAAUAAUUUCACAUGUGAAAUAAAAUUUCAUAUAUAUUUCAUAUAUGGAAAUUUAAUAUGUGAAAAAUAAAAUGUCAUAUAUACAUAUGAAACUGAAAUUUCAUAUAUGAAAUGUUAUGUGAAAUUUUUGUAAGGGAAAGGAGACCUAAUUAUCUAAAAGACGAAUCAGAUUCUUUUUGCAUGCAUCAGUCGAGUUGAAGUUUCUGCAGGAAAAAUCCCCCGGGGUAGGUCGUAAAAUAAUUAAUGAAAAAAUUAACUGUAUAGGCUAUUAAUAUACUGUCGUUUGGAAACAGCAAUUGGUUAGAUUUUAAACUUAGGAUCGGGGCCCUUAUUUGAUAAUAUAAUGCAUGUUUACUCAGUUAUAAAGCAGAACCUUUUAAGGCAUUCAAUUCAAAUUGACGAGGGACAUUUUUGGUAUAUAAUAGAGAUGUCUUGUGGAUCAUGUUAUUAAAGCCAGACUUCUAAAGCAUCACAAUUAUUUGUUUUGCAAAACAUUCGCAGAUGGUUUGAAUUCUCGCAAAAUUCAAAGAGCUAAUUAUUUGGCGUAAUUGCGCUUUAAUUUAAUUAAUUCCAAAAUAUAAACUUACCACUGACCGUUGCAAAUAAUAUCAUUAUCGAAAUAACUCGUGAAGAAUUAAUUUCGAUUCCAUCUUACAAAAUUUAUGCUUCAAAUAUAUUUUCGUACCAAUAAAUUUGGCUAAUCAAUAUUCCGGUUCUAUAUUCUAUAUGCAUGCUUAUAUUUCAACAGGUUUUAUGUAACGGUAUCCUCUAUUACACAGAAUAUUAAAGCAAUUAAAAAUUUUCUUAACUUUCAACAAUGUCUGUAACGAAUUUAAUAGGGGUGACGAACGAUUGUCAGAUUUAUUUUCUACCUUGCUUAAUAUAGUUUGUUACAUUACCUGAAAAAGAUAUCUCAAACGUGGUGGUCUAGUGUAGGUAGUAUUCUACAAUAAGCUGUCGUGGUUUGUGUGUGAACUACCUGAAAAAGAUAUCUCAAACGUGGUGGUCCAGUGUAGGUAGUAUUCUACAAUAAGCUGUCGUGGUUUGUGUGUGAACUACCUGAAAAAGAUAUCUCAAACGUGGUGGUCCAGUGUACAAUAAACUGUUGUGGAGCUUUUUCAUGUAGUUCAGACACACAAACCACGACAGAUUAUUGUAGAAUAUACUACCUACACUGGACCACCACGUUUGAGAUAUCUUUUUCAGGUAGUUCAGACACAAACCACGGCAACGUAUUGUAGAAUACUACCUACACUGGACCGCCACGUUUGAGAUAUCUUUUUCAGGUAGUUCACACACAAACCACGACAGCUUAUUGUAGAAUACUACCUACACUGGACCACCACGUUUGAGAUAUCUUUUUCGUCAGGUAGUUCACACACAAACCACGACAGCUUAUUGUAGAAUACUACCUACACUGGACCACCACGUUUGAGAUAUCUUUUUCAGGUAUAAGUUCACAUACAUACCACGACAGCUGAUUGUAGAAUACUACCUACACUGGACCACCACGUUUGAGAUAUCUUUUUCAGGUAGUUCAGACACAAACCACGACAGCUUAUUGUAGAAUACUACCUACACUGGACCACCACGUUUGAGAUAUCUUUUUCAGGUAGUUCAGACACAAACCACGACAACUUAUUGUAGAAUACUACCUACACUGGACCACCACGUUUGAGAUAUAUUUUUCAGGUAGUUCACACACAAACCACGACAGCUUAUUGCAGAAUACUACAUACACUGGACCAGCGCCUUUGAGACAUCUUUUUCAGGUAGUUCAGACACAAACCACGACAGCUUAUUGUAGACAAUGUUGCAGUUGUCUGAUUGUAUGUGUGAGCAGAGUGCUUCCAGUUUGACUCUAUACUAAACACAGCAGGUUUUGUUUGGAUUUCCUAAUUUCUUCCUGUUUAGCUAACACUGGAGUAAGCCUGAGCCAUGACCUUUAAUACUGGAACUUUAGGCCAAGAGCAAUUUAGACCGCUAUUCAGUAUAAAUAAAUUUAGUCAGUUUAGUUUAGGUUUCCACGCUGUAUGUAGCAAUAUUGUACCAAAAUAAAGACCAGAACUGGACCUCUAGGAAGACGAGUUCAUUACCAUAAUUGUCUUCUAUCCAGUAUAAAUAAUGUUAGUCUAAAUUUUCGUUGGCUAUUCCAACUUUUUUGUUGCGCAAUUCAUGUGAGCAAAACAUUAAACAUGUUUUGUGUAACCGUUUCGCAGAGCCUAAAAUAUAGAAUCUAAGCGCGCAGGCGGUGGGCCGAGCUUUUAUCUUUCAUAGGAAUUUGAUAUUUCAAUCCGACAAUUAUAGGUGCACUAUUUCACUAGUUAUGAGAACGAGAAAAUUAGUAGCUACUGUAGUUUUCAUUGUAUGUUGUAAAAUGUAAAUAUUUCCCAAGUUAAUCAAUUUCUGCUGCCAAAUAUAACACUUAAAAAAUGUUAACAUACCAAUAUUUGACCAUCCAACGCAGCUGAAUGUUAUUAACGGAUUUUCAAUCGCUACGCCAUAAUAACGUCACUACCCAAUACCAUACAGAUUAAAUCUUAAUAAUAUAACAUCAGUCCAAACCUGUUUACUUGUUUACGAAUGCCAAAACUCUGUAAUCUUUUUGCGUCAAAAAUGCUUUCAAAACUCUUGCUGAAACGUAGGCAAACGUUUUGGGAACACAAUUUGAUAUUCCGUUCAGGAGCAAAAUGAUGGUAUAAGGUUUCUUUAACUCAAAAAACAGACCACAUAAUUUGCCAGAUGAAAACGUUAUAAGUCUAACUGUGGAGCCCUAGUCCGUCUUUGUACCUGUUUAAAUACAUUCACCGUACUAGACUCGUAAAACAAUGCUCUUUCAAAGAGUACCUGUCAAUUUUUUAUGCAAAUACCAAUAGAUAAAUUAUCAGUUCGGUCAAAGUUUGACUCCCUAUCAAUGUAUUAAACUUGAGUACUUUAAAAGGAUUCACGCUGGUUCGCUAGCUUUUUGUGAAAGCUCAUAUUUCAUGAUUUCCAGAUUAGGCAGUCAUUUGUCUUAUCUUUCCCUGCGGGAUUUUCAGCGUGCUAGCCCGGUGGAAGCCGAGUGAUAAUUUGAACUUUUUUUUCACCGUGGGAUAUUGUCACGGCGUCUGUCAUUGAGCUUCGAUUCUUGCAAUAGGGAGAUAUAUUAUUAUAAGGGAGCGGUCAUUAUUUAUAGUGGGGGGUGGCGCCGAAGACUUGGUACAAAUUUUUUGUCCGACCAUAGAAAAGUCAAAAAAAUUUUACUCAACCUCAAAUUAAAAAUAAAUACCAAAAACUUUACAAAAGGAUACCAUUCAGUUGUCACACAUGUCCUUUACCACUUCUGUGACAUGAGUUUGAUAACUGCUUGUGCAAUUUUCUGCAGUCUAAAGUUUCAUGUUGUCUGCACAUGUACUUUCUUUAGAGACACCAUUUGCCUCCUGACAAAUCGGAAAAUGAUCAAGAUAUAGUGAUUCUGAUUGAUUUACAUAUUGUAUUGACAUAUGACUAUUGACAUUGCUUUUUAGUCUUCAAUAUUUGACCGAGUCAUUUUUUGGAAAUGAUAAUAAAUUUUUAUUACCCAACCCUCGAGUUGUUUUGUUUUUCAUUUACCCAACCUUUUACUCACUUAAAAUUUUGUUGGCCCAACCCUUUUCUCGCCAUAAAUAAUGGGUGAUUGGUAGAUAGUAUACUUCAAAAUAUGGUUUCCGUUUUUCUAACUUAGAAAAACUAUCCUAACGCAAAACUAAAUCCUAACCUAAUCCUAACUUAUUUUAAGAAUUGAUAUAAAAUCGGAAACCUUAUUUUGAAGUAUACUAUCUAGCAAUUGCCAUAAAAUAAUGACCAAAAAUCCUGAUUAAUAAACCACAGUGCAUUUCGAUUUCAAGAUGGCGCCGUUAUUGAGCAAAAGGUCCAUUUGAACGUCCGUGAAGGAAAUUUGAAAACUUCAUUUAAUGACAAGGAAAUAUCACUCUGCUAACUGGAAGCAUUUAUUAUAAAAUUUUACACCAUACGAAAAAAGCUGCAACGAUGAGUCGAAAAAACAAGGAAAUAAAACCAGGUUUUCAAUUUCUUCUAUUUUGCGAAGUAAAUUGCUUCAAAAUGAAUCGAUGAGCGCUAAAAAAUCGAGCUAAUUCUGUUCGAAAGUGGAGAAUAAUUACGUUCGAACUUUGCAAGUUCAUGAGCAAAAUCCAAAAUGGCCGAUCGGUCAGGCGAUUAUAAUUGCACGUCGGGAGCUUUUAAUGGCGAAACUGAUGGUCAGAUUUUGUGUAAACACGUCGAAAUCUCCGUGGAUGUUUGUGAGGAUGAAUUUCUGCGCGAACCAAAUGGGAAUUUUGUGGAAAUAAGCAUGCAAAAUGACGCUGAAAUUGAUCCGAAUGAUGUGAUGGAAUUGAGGACUUUGAAGAGCACUUUGAAACGACGUCCCCCCGUCGUGCCCAAAGCUGUAUUGGUCAAAUAUCGUUCAAAUAAGGAAGGGUAUGAUGGUGUGGAAUGCUCAGAGACCCGUAACGAUAAUGCUUCGUUAAACAUUAGCGCCGAAAGUGAACCUGGUGAUUUAUUGAGCGCAAAUUCUGUUCGUAAACGAGAUAGUCGAACUUCGAGAAAUACGAGGAACUCUGCUGGGGCCAGUGGUGGUGUUUUUAGCGACGAAUUUCAACCGGAUUUUGGCGAAUUUCACAGAGAAAUAGACGAAACCGUAAACGGUAAAGUUCCUAAACGAUAAAUUG
This is a messenger RNA of Paramuricea clavata, 8426 nucleotides long. The record is from the annotation of a GenBank genome assembly. NCBI's taxonomy places the organism in Eukaryota, Metazoa, Cnidaria, Anthozoa, Malacalcyonacea, Plexauridae.